Messenger RNA from Physeter macrocephalus (sperm whale), 10725 nucleotides. It is a transcript of the gene PAG1, whose product is annotated as phosphoprotein membrane anchor with glycosphingolipid microdomains 1. Bases 815 to 2122 code for a protein of 435 amino acids. Gene Ontology annotation, molecular function: SH2 domain binding. Gene Ontology annotation, cellular component: plasma membrane; membrane raft. The transcript is spliced from 10 exons. Gene Ontology annotation, biological process: negative regulation of T cell activation; intracellular signal transduction. The record is from RefSeq and is a predicted model, not a curated record. Lineage: Eukaryota; Metazoa; Chordata; Mammalia; Artiodactyla; Physeteridae.
CGGCUGCACCGCCUCGGAGCUUGUCAUUCUCCGCGGCGCGGCGGCGAGUGCCGACUGUUGUGCGUGCCUGCCUUCCCGCUCGCUUGUCGGCGCGCCCGCGAUGUGAUCGACCGCCUGGGAGCGGGCUGGCAGCUCUCCCCGCUACAGCGCCUCGGCUUUUCCCUGGCCGCCUUCCUUGUUGAGCCCUGAUUCCCUCGGAGCCGGAGACACGCACCAGGGGCUCGAAGCGCCGCACUCCGGGGCGGGCGGCAGCUGCAGCGCUCGGGACCGCGCGGCCGGGUGCAACCUCUGUCGCCGCCGCCGCCGCCGCCGCCACGCUUGGCACCGCGGAGCCAAGGCGGCUGGUGCAGAGCGGCAGCACCUCGCCCCGCACCCGCCGCCGCCCGGGCAGUGCGGGGCCGCGGCGCUCUGUGCGCAGCGGGAGCGCGGUCCCCCCCGAAGGCCCCCUGUCGCCUGCGUCCCAAAAGCACGAGGUCAUUCUCUUGUUUCAGCCUGUGAGUGCAACUUCAGAGCCGGGAGAGAGUGAUUGCAAGGCCAAGAAGGAAGGGAGAACAUUCACCACCACAACGUUUCAAAGGGAAUACAUUGCCAGCAUUUUGAAUACUUAUUUGGACAAACAUUUCUUCAAGGAAACCAUUAAAGGAUUUUAAGCAGAGGGCUUGUAUGAUCAGCUUUUCUUUUUGGAAAGAUUCCCUCUGGCUGGGGUUUGAAGAAGAAAUUGGAAGACGGCAGGGAGGACGCAGCCCUCUACCCCCAUGUCGCCACCUUGGAAGGACUGACCAAAUCCAGCAGCCUGUGCCACUUCCCACCCACCAUGGGACCCGAGGGAAGCUUGCUGAGUGGGGGACAAAUGCAGAUCACGCUGUGGGGAAGCCUGGCAGCUGUGGCCACCUUCUUCCUCAUCACCUUCCUCAUCUUUCUGUGCUCCAGUUGUGACAGAGAAAAGAAGCCGAGACAGCACAGCGGAGACCAUGAGAACCUGAUGAACGUGCCUUCCGACAAGGAGAUGUUCAGCCGUUCAGUUACCAGCCUGGCCACAGACGCGCCUGCCAGCAGCGAACAGAACGGGGCACUCACCAACGGUGACGUUCUUUCAGAAGACAGCACCGUGACCUGCACGCAGCAUUACGAGGAAGUCCAGACCUCAGCUUCAGAUCUGCUGGACUCCCAGGACAGCACAGGGAAGCCAAAAUGUCAUCAGAGCCGAGAGUUGCCCAGAAUUCCUCCUGAGACUGAAGUGGACACGAGGCUCAAUGGAGAAAGCGCGGACGGGGACCAGGGUCUGGGGAUGGAGGGGCCGUAUGAAGUGCUCAAGGACAGUGCCUCACAAGAAAAUAUGGUGGAGGACUGCUUGUAUGAAACUGUGAAAGAAAUUAAGGAGGUGACGGCCGCCGCCCACUCAGCUCGAGGCCACAGCAGCAGGUCGAAGUCAACUUCCACCGUGAAAGAGCUUCCGGGGCCCCAGGCCAGUGGCAAAACAGACUUUGCCGAAUAUGCCUCUGUGGACAGAAACAAAAAGUGUCGACAAAGUGCUAAUGCAGAGAGUAUUCUUGGAAAUGCCUGUGAUCCAGAAGAGGAGGCGCCACCCCCUGUCCCCAUUAAACUUCUGGAUGAAAAUGAAAACCUUCAGGAGCAGGCAGAGAGUAAAGCAGGAGAAGGAGCCGCCGAGGGGACCAGUGAAACCAACAAGAGAUUUAGUUCGUUGUCAUACAAGUCCCGGGAAGAAGACCCAACUCUCACAGAAGAAGAGAUCUCGGCAAUGUAUUCAUCAGUACAUAAAAAAGGACAGCCAGGGAACAAAUCAGGACAGUCACUUAAAGCACCAGAGUCCACCUAUACCUCCAUCCAAGGAGCCGCUCUGAGGUCGCCCUCUUCCUGUAACGAUCUCUAUGCUACUCUUAAAGACCUGGAGAAAAUUCCCAACAGUGUCAGCACUCUUCCAGCAGCAGGGAGGCCCAGCGGCGAGGAGCCCGAGCCAGAUUACGAAGCAAUACAGACUCUAAACAGAGAGGAAGCGAAGGCUGCCCCGGAGACCAACAGCCACCACGGCCUUUUCCCAAAGGAGAAUGACUACGAAAGCAUCGGGGACCUGCAGCAAUGCCGAGACAUCACCAGGCUCUAGCAGCCCGGAAGACAGCCCAGCUAGCGUAGGACCAGCCGGCAGGGCCAGCGCUGCUGCAGAACACGAGAAGCGGUGACGACCGCACUUCAUAUGCUGCUUUCGGAAAUGGAAGAUGACUGGAGAUGCCGAUACUGCUUCUCAGUUUGGGGAACGGUGAGGUACGCACCCUACUGCCGGGGCACUGGCACACCCAAGCACACCUCCCUCAUAUACCCACACCCUCUGGAAGGAGCCCAGCUCUCAGCGGUCUCGCCCUCUCUGGGAAGAAAGCCACACAGUAAGGAAGAACAGCGCUCAUCAAAAACCACAGCUCACCUGCCUGAAACACUGCCGCUCACAGCAGCCGGCUUUCUCUCCCUCUCUCCCCUUUCCGCUGCCUGCUACUAAUGGUAAAAUGAAUGGCUUUUUUUCCACUUGAAAUCUUGCGAUUUAUAAUGGUUCAUUCCAAGGAUAUUCUCCCACCAGCCUGGCCUUUGCCUUCAACGUGGGUGUUUCUCGAUGGUAAGAAAUUGUGGUUGCUGCUUCCCUCCCGCUCCCCAGUCCCCUGCAAGCAGCUGCCCCUGGGAACCGGGCCCGGCCGGUGGUUAGGAUUGGAGAUGCCCCUUGAGCUUCUCAGCUCUUCAUUCCUCCUGAUUCGGGCAGCCAUGUCAGCAGCCUCUCCCAAAGUACUGGAAGUCCUUGUUAGAUGCUUUAUUUUAUUUUUAUAGUCAAAAUGGUUUUUUCCCCAGUAUUUGAAACUCUUCAGAGCCUUUUCAGUAUUUUCAAUGACUAUCAUGGUACUUCCAUACUUCUUUUAGCCCAGAGCUCAUUCCUCCAAAACAGAGAGCCUUAAUCUCUAUGUCGGGACACAGACCACAUGUUUGGAUGGCAGCCACGGCUUCCAUUUCCCAAGGGCUGUGCACCUGAAUGUUAUUUCUGAUGAUCCCCGCCGUCACACCAGCCGUGCGGGAUUUCGUACAUGAACUGCUCCCCUAAGGUAAUCUAUCUGAGAUUAAAAUAGAAACAUUUAUUUUUGUUAGAUAAAUUUAUAAGGUAUUUUAUGUUUAACGCCUAAUUUCUAGAAAGUGCCAGAUAAAAAUGUAUAUUAACUAUUUUGAUUUGAUGUACAAUGAUUUGUAUCCUCAUUUUGAAAAGACACCAUAAAGCACAUAAGCUGGAUAAUUAUGAGUAGUUGUUACCUUUUUUCUAACCAAGUGUUGAAAACACUGAAGGUUUUUAAAGACUUGACUUUUCAAAUGGUACUUGGAGCUCCUGGUCAAAUCAUCUGGCUCCCUGGAGAAAUAAGUGGAAUAAACAUAAAUGAUCAUUUUCAACGGUUUGUGGUGGGAAGUACUGAAAUAUUUGACAUGGUGGAAAUGGAAGGAGGAACAAGAUAUGACUAGGGAUGGCUGUGAACAAUUAACCUCAAGAAGGUAUUAUAAUUUCAUUAAGUUUUAGCUACUUUUUUAAGAAAAAGGUGAUGAAUUCUGCAGCCUGGUGCUUGCAAAUGUAAAUUGCCUAUUGGGACUUUUUUUUUCCCUUCAUUUUACAAAAAUCAGUUGCUGAAAUAACUCAGAUUGAGAGCUCAGCCUGGUUUGAAUUUAAUCAUCUCUCUAGAUUUUAUAAGGCCAACAUUGGGAAGCUUGUUCACUUUUCAUUUUAAAAUGAACCUGGUUGAAGUGCUAUUAUGCAGUGUGGGCUACAGAAAAGGAGCUUUUCCUACACUGCUAAAGAAAAAUAAAAAGAGGCAAUUAUUCUGUACUGCUGUGACAUCUGUGACUUUUCAGAUUGAAUAAUCUUGCUGUUUUCACUCAUUAUGAUAAAGAAUGCAAUUGGGAGGAUGAAGCAUCUUGAAAAUUGUAGGGACCAGCUCCCGGGCAUGUUUUUUCCAUUCCUUGCAUUCAUGGCUUGAUUUUGUGACUGCUCUGUAAUAUGUUUCUGAAAUUGUAAAGUAGCUCGGUUGGGGUAAAUUGGUUGGUUGUCGUUAUUUUUCAGUCAGCCUGGUCUCUCCCGUGAAGACUUCAUGUGUAUAAGCACAAUCAUCAUUGAUCAAAAGAUCAUGGCAGAAUAACCUUGGAUUAAGGAGGAGUUUAUCAGGAAGGCGCAAGGCCCCAUGCUCUCUGAAUUCACAUCCUUUGUAAGCACUGGUUCGCCCAGUGAGUCUCAUUGCUUAGUAUGAAUGAGUUUGACCCGACAAUCUUGACUUUGUGGGGUUGCUUUGUACCUGGUGACAGCCACGACACAUUGCACACCUAGCAUUGUGCAUGCUGCAGGCUUGUCCCUUAGGAGCCCCUGACUGCUCAAAAGUUGUAAUUCAUGAUGCUUACUUUUUGCCAGGGAAGGGGGUAUGAUCUCUCAAGGGUAAAACCAUGUCUAGGUAGAGAAGCUCUUUAUAAAUAGUCAUAUCAUCUUGAAAUUUCAUUAUCAGAAUUCCCCCAGACGUUUCAAAACCAAGGCUAUGCCUUAUGGCCAUAAAGUAUGCAAUGAAAUAUCUCUCUUGACUUGAAAACCUGUGCUAAGAAUAAGUUGUGAUGUAAAGUAUUAAAAGGAACUCUAAGGCCCUCCAGAACAAAUCCUAAAAGAAUAAAUGAUAGCACAGUCCAUGAGUGUUGGGGGGAGGGAGAGGCAGAAUAAACCUUCAGCAGAUGGCCCUGCUCUUUAGAACACUGGGUAACUUACUGAAGUAUAUUUAUGGAUGUUAGCAUCACUGUUUGGACCCUAAAGUACAGUAUUUCAUAAACUUCAUCACUUUUUACUUUAUUUGUUGAAAGUUUGUGCUAGAAUCUUUGAGUUGGAAGCCUAUGGCUUCUUUAAAAAAAAUUUCAUCUUGAAUUAACUGCUACAUAGUUUAAAUAUAUGAAAGGAUAUUAUAUUUAAAAAGGAGUUUACUAUAUCUUAAAAAUUUUGACACCCAUAUUAUGUAUGCAUUCAACUAUAAUAACCUAGGUAGGUGAAAUUAUACAAAAAGAUAAAAAUAAGUUUUAGGAAAUUUUUUUCAUCUUAUAAACCAGAAUUAUAAACCGAUCUUGCCUAAAAGUAGGAUCUUUGUUUUUAUUCAGAUAUUUUGAAAGUUUUGAAGAAUUUUUUUGUCCUGCUUUUACUCUUUCUCAAAUAUUGUCAGCAGGGAAGGGUAACCUGUUUUAUGUGAAAUGUUUGAGGAAAUUUUAAAUUCUAGAAGAAAGUAAUUUUUGCAAAUAUGUUUGCCACAGAUUUUUUUUCCUGACCUGCAUUAAAUUACAUCAUUAGGGCUAUUAAAGCUUUUGAGGGUACCGCUCUUUGUGGGAAGAAGGCUAAUUACUGAUUUCUCUGCCCUUAAAAUCCAAGAGUUAAUUCUAAUUGAUUGCUAAAUUAACAAUAAGUAAACACAAAGAACUGAAAUUUAACCUCAGCAUGUCACUAGAUCUGUUUCUCAUAUUUGAUUUUCAUUUUUCGAAUUAGAGCAUUUACUUACUUUUACCAGUAACUAUAUAAAUAUAUAUAUAUAUGUUGUAUAUAUACGAUGUUGUAUAUAUAUAUAUAUAUAUGAUACACACACACAUCCAUAUAUACACACGUAUAUAUAUAUGAAGUCGCUCUGGUGCUUAAUUAAUUAGGAUACAUCCUGUCAUUUAUUUUUAGUGUUUAUCCUACUAGUGUAAUGACUAUUGUCAUAAAAGCAGAAUAGAAGAAACAGUUCUCCAAUCAUUUUCAUUUGGUAAUUACAGGAAAACCAUCUUCAGUUGCCCUCAUUGAAUUUCUCUAGUUAAUGAAUUCAGAUUUUAAAUUAGGUCCAUCAUCCUCUUAGCUGAAAAACAGUGGUACGUUUAAAUAGCUUUAUUCAUGCGACUCCCUACAUAUUCAGCCCGACAAAAGGAAAUGAAAAUAGGUGUCCUAAUCAGACAGGCGUUUGAGGACAGAUUUGGCCGAAGGCAACAAGAGCCCGGUGAGCCAGGAUGGCGCCAUGGCCAGGUAACCUGCCCACCGGGGGGCAGAAAAGCAGGGACCCGUUAUUACAUGAGGGCAUUUUAUUUCACUGUCUUCAAAAACCAUGAGAUUUUAGCACACAAUCAACGGGCAGUGGUGGGGGAUGAUUGCAGAAGAGCCACUCUGAGAUGGUGAUGGAACAUGGCUAGAAUCCCAGAGCCUCAGUGCAAGACUGACUUAGGAUUUUGUAAAUGAGUAAAUGCUCCUUGUAAUAGUUGCCAUGAGUCCAUGUGUUCUAGUGAUGCCUUUCUUCUGAAAGUGUUGAUUUCUGGUACCCAGCUAGCUUAGCUUUGGCUGCGGGAAGCACAGUAGGUACCGAUGGUUAUUUCCUGGCAAUCUUGACAGGCUAAUUGUACUGUGUAACUGGGAAAAGUUAAAGGGUAACGUUUAGUGUUCAUAAGUGACUGAUGUGAAAGUAGGAACAUGUGUCUAUAAUAUCAAAUAUGGCUUUAUUUGCAGUGAAGUCUAAAUUUCUUGUCCUGUAGUAGUAUUUUCUUGCUCUGUGUUGUACCUUUUCUUAAAUACAUUAUUCCUGACAGUAUCAUUAGAUGAGUUGGAUACACUUAGAAAGUGUUUGACUAGAAGAGAUCAGUCCAGAAACUGUGUUGUUAGAGUUUUCAUCUGGAAUCACCAAAGUAAAUUAAAUAAAAUCAUGGUCCAGAAGAGAACAAACAUUCAUAAAGGGGUUUUUUUUUCCCCUACUGCUCAUUUUAAAGUUGUAUUUACAUCCAGUCUCUGAUAUUUAUAAAGUAUUUCAUUGUUUUUCCAGGUUCUUCUUUUAUUUAACUAGGAAAUAGUAGUUCAGAUUUUGCUUAAUGCCAGAUGAAAUGAGAAAUACAAUUUUUGCCUAAAAAAGGCAAUUUUUCUAAAAGCAUUCAAUUUGGUCAUCAUUUAUCUUAAUGCAGUUAGAUUUGACUUUUCUUUGCUCGCCACUUAUAUACUAUGGGUGGGUUUUUUGUGUGUUUGUUUGUUUGUUUGUUUUGGCGGUACGCGGGCCUCUCAGUGUCGUGGCCUCUCCCGUUGCGGGGCACAGGCUCCGGACGCGCAGGCUCAGCGGCCGUGGCUCGCGGGCCCAGCCGCUCCGCGGCACGUGGGAUCCUCCCGGACCGGGGCACGAACCCGCGUCGCCCGCAUCGGCAGGCGGACUCUCAACCACUGCGCCACCAGGGAAGCCUGUAUGGGUGUUUUUAAAAAAUGUAUUGUGCUCUGUCUCAGAUCACCUUGUGUAAUGGAUUGUAAAGGUUGGUAAUUGUCAUUCCUCAGACUUCUGUAUAUUAAAUUGGCAACAGUAAAAUAUUUUAAUGUCAUUAUCUCUUAAAUAUUGCAUUGUCUUAAGACGCCUCAUGUUUUCAGGGGGAGUUUGAAACAUAACUAAACAAAUAGGACUUUGCAUUUCACUGUGCGUGCAUUUUUUUCCUCAUAAAAAUAGUUUCCCAAGAGAGGGACAUAUUAUCUGUUAGGUGGUCCCAAUCAUUUUCAAAGUGCUCCUGUUACUCAAAAAUAAUUCAUGACAGUUAACAUCAUUGAGACUUAUUGUCUCAAAAAGGUCUUUGUAAUGGUCAAAUUGUGCAAUUCACAAAAGAGUGGGAAAGCUGUUUUCAAUAUUGGGAACGUUUAAACCUUCUGUCACCUUGCAUAGCACCACCCCGGCCCCUCUGUGUCUGCUACUCCCAGGACAUUCCGUUCCCUCUUUUCUAAUACCUAUUAACAAUCUUCAGUAUCACAGACCUGGCCUGGCAGCAUGGAACUGUUCCCCAGCGCCUCCAGGCACGAAGACAGCUCUGCCCAGCUCACGUUUUCCAGCAUCAUGGGCUAUCUCGAUAAGGCACAGAUCCACCUGGGGAAGCAGAUGCUGGGUGUUAUUUGCCAUGAACUUUGCUAAACCAUGUACCCACAUCUUUCGUGAGAAUGGUUGGCGCUAACGAACCAUGGAGAAGAACUUUUUAAAAAUUCUGUUGAGGGCUCAGACUCACAAAUGCAGAAAAAUGAGGACUGAGCUCGAACCAGGUAAGCUCACGGAUCCCCUACAAGGUAUUGAGAUUGAAGGGAAAUCCCUGGAACAGCAGACCAAUAGCUACCCAUAAAGUAGAAGGGCACCGAUUAUUUAGAGAGGAAAAAAAAAAAAAAAAAAACUCUUUCCUGUAAGAAUUAAUCACUUCUAAAGUAAAUUAUGUGCAACAUUUCGUAGCCAUGUAGCUAUUGCACCCCAUCCCCUGAGAAAUAGUGCUUAUGAGUUAUGUGAGUUAUAACUAGUUUGAGCUCCUCUCCAGGUCUCAAGGAAAUGAGGAGAAUGUUCAAGCAUCUAACUCUGGAGUUACCAGAUGUUGAACAUAACUUGGCCAUUUAUAGGCAAAAUCCCUGAUGUUUGGUGAUGUUAGGUGAUCCAGUGGCUGAGGGUCUCACAUUCUGCACACCUGAGGAUCCAGGAUGUGCUUAGUUUUGAUUUGUUUAACCUUCACUCUCAUCACAGCUUAUUUUUUUUGUUUGUUUUGUUUUGUUUUUGUUUUUUGUUUUUUGUGGUACGCGGGCCUCUCACUGUUGUGGCCUCUCCCGCUGCGGAGCACAGGGUCCGGACUCGCAGGCUCAGCGGCCAUGGCCCACGGGCGCAGCCGCUCCGCGGCAUGUGGGAUCUUCCCGGACCGGGGCACGAACCCGCGUCCCUUGCAAAGGCAGGCAGACUCUCAACCACUGCGCCACCAGGGAAGCCCCUCAACAUAGCUUAUUUGAAUGGGUAUUCUAGAGUGUAAUAUUUUUUUCCAAAUUUAGAGAACAGAUAUCUGUUCAUUCUCAUUAUACAUUUAAUUCUUAAAAGCCUAUCUAGUAUACCAGUUAGGCACCCUUCACAGGACGGUUAAGGCUAAAACAGAGAGACCAGUUUUGUCCCCUGGAGUCUGCAUUUCAGAACCGACUUGUUGCAACGUCUGGUUUUAUUUUAUUUUGUUUUGUUUGUUUUUUUUAACUCAACACGUGGGAAACCGUGAGUGUAAACAAACUCUUUCCUUUUCCUUUUUUAAGCUUAAGGAGAAAAAGAAAUGUAAUUUUAGCUCCUCAUUUAGGUAGUAAGUAAAGGCUUCCCUGACAGACAGCAGUGCCUUUCCCUAGGCGAAGAGACUAGAACCAAAGGCCUGAGUCGGUCUUUGAACAUUCCUUUGACAAGUUUUUAUGUAUUUUUAAUGUCAAACCCAUAGAUGAACCUGACAUGAUGAUCAUGACCCAUCCAGUCAGUGUGCUUGCUUUUUUUCGCAUUCAUCUUUUUAAAUAUAAGCUGCUCUGUUUUUCCUGGAGCCAUGCUCGAAACUUAACUCCUGUGGGCUACUCCACGGCUGCCUCCUGAUGUCCUGGAGAUUUGGUGGCACCAUCAGCAGUGCUUCGCUCUCAGGGAGAAGCUCGCGGAACAUGUUGGGAAAGUUGAAUUUUACAUCCACGUCAACAGACAUUUGAAAGAGUCCUGUAUGCCUCAGAUUUUUGACACUUUUUAAAAAUUUUUCUUUAUUUUUUUCUGAGUACCAACUACCUAUUUGAUUCUCAGGGGGUGGGUAGGGCAGGAAUUAGAAGUAAAAUUUGAACUAAGUGAUGUGGGAAAGGCUUCCUGCCCCUGUGUGUGUGACUCUGGAAAAUGUUUUAUUCCAAUGCCCUACCUACCACUCUGAGUCUCUUGAGAAGCACACCGUAAAUGUAUAUAAGAUUGAGAAAGACUAUCUCAAAGACUUAAAUUAUUGUUUAGAUAUUUUCUUCUUUGUAAACUCAGGACUAAACCUGGUUUGUGCGUGGCAUAAUAUGACUACUAAAGCUAUAAUUUGUAGGUAACUAGGGGCAUUCUUUCAAAUAUAUUUCAUUCUAACUUUUUUUAAAACUGGGGAAAGAAACUCCUAGUAAUGAAAAAACAAAACCAACAAGAGACUUCCAUAAACUCUUUCUAGAAGAACAUAGCAUCAGUCUAACAUCUGCCCCAGAGUGUUUGUUUCUUGCCUAUAGUAUUUCAACAAUUUUUAUGGGAGAAAAAGAUGCACGUUUUUAUGUCUUGGAAAAAUGAAUUGAAGUAUUGAAUUAAAUUCUCAGAGGGGACAAUUUAGUUUAAAGAGAAGCAUUGGUUUUGGAGAUGAACUCAUGGCUCUGUGGUCCCCGUUCCAGCAUUGACUUUACUGUGUGACCUUGAGCAAAUGAUUAACUACUCUGUGCCUCAGUUUCUCCAUAUACAAAAUGGGGAUAAUGAUACCAACCAUUACCUACCUCAUAGGGAUGUUAUGGGGACAAAUGAGAUAAUAUAAAUACAAAUGCUUUGAAUUCUGUAAGAAAGGUGCUAUAUAAGUUGAAAUUGUGUUGUUUUUAAUGAUCCAAGUCUUAAUUAUGUUUAGGGUUUAAAUAAUAGCAAUACUGUUAGUCAUGUUAAGAAUAAGUUUCAACUUGAUGCAUAUUUACAAUUCUCUUCUGUGGCCAGAUCUUGAUCAUUUAUCCAGUAAGGGUACCUAAGGAACUGAAAUGGAUAUUUGUUUUCUGUGUAUUUCUGCCCAUAGUAUUUCUAUGCUGAAUGGUCCCAAAAGGCUGGAGUUCAACUUGUCCUAUCUUAUAGUUUACAUGUAAUGAACCUUACUCAAGCUGUAUAUAAAAGUAUAAUUACGCGUAAAUAGCAGGUACGUUGUAAUUAAAGGCACUUAUCAACC